AUGAUAACCAAAAUGAUACAGGAUAGACAAAAGAAAACAUAAAACAUAGAUGAAAAUGAAUUGGAUUCUUUCAAUCAAUAUUUACAAAAAGACAAUCAACCGAUGAUAUAAUGUUCCAAAAUUAAAAUAAAUCUCGGAAUGCCAGUAAUCGCUGAAUAAUAAAAUGAAACACUAGGCAACACUAAUUAAUCGAUCAUAUCUUAAAGUAAAACUAUGUCACCAGAUAAAAAAACCAUAGUAAUAGAAGAUAUAAAAUUGAACAUUCGAAUAGUUUUUAAAUUUUACACUAGUUUUGGCAAUCGUAACAAUACUCGAUUUCUUAAGUCUAAUAAAUUUAUUAAAAUGCUUUCUGAUGCUCAGAUUUCACCUAAUAUAUUAUCUAAUAGAGAUUGUGAGAUUUUGUAUGCAUCUCAUUCAAAGAAUAAUGAAAGACUUACACUCGAAUAAUUUUAGAAUCUAAUUCCUAAAUUGGCAAUUAUGAUAUAUCCAUAACAUAAUGUACGUUAAGCCUUUUUAACAUUAUAUAAUGAAUAUUUGUCUAUCCUGUCAUAAAAAAUAUUGAAUUUUACUGAAUUCGGACAAUAGAUAUAAUUUGUAUUAUAACCUAUUAAUCAUGAAAUGAAGGAAUUUAUGAUGCCAAUCAUAUAAUAAUUAACAAAUCUUCAUAAAUUUAUCUUUGAAGAUUAAAGUUCGAAUUUAAGUAAAGUUUAAUGGUAAUAUAUGCAGUUUUUAACAUUAUGUGAAAUAUUACCAAAUUAUAUAAAUUAAUCUUAAGCUUAGAUGAUAUUUGAUAAUAUUUAGAUUAGAUAACCUUUAUUAAAUUUAUAAGAAAAUGGAAAUUAUAUAUUUACUUUAAAUAAUUUUGUUGAAAGUUUAAUAAUUAUCUCAAAAGCCAUACCUAAUUUAGAUGAAUUCACUUAAUUUAGAUUGUUAUUAGAUAAAAUUGAAAAUUCAUAGGCCUUUAGUUAAUAUUUGUUAAAAUUGAAUAGAACUUAAAGUGAUAAAGUAAGAUUGUUUUACAAUAUUGAGAAAAGUAGAUUGUAUAAAUUGGAUAAUUAUAAUUAAUAAAGUUAAAUUAUGAAUAGUAGUUAAAAAAUUAAUAAUUAAACUCCUCUGAAUAAUUAAAAUACUUAUAUUGGAAGUACAAAUUCUAAGUCUAAUGAAAGUAGAGCAAAUAUAUCAUUAAUGAAAUAAUCUAAAGUUAUUUUAGAUAUUGAUUAAUAAACUCUUGCAUCUCUAAAAAAACUAUUUGAAUUUUAUGCUUAAAGUGGAGAACCAACUAAUAUAUAAUCAUUACAAAAAAGUAAAUUUAACAAAUUAUUAUUGCACACUGGAAUAAUGAAUAAUAUUAUAUAAUAAAUUGAAGCUGAUAUGAUAUAUUCAAAACUUUGUGGAUCUCAAUCUAUAAAGACAUAAUAAAAAAAUAAUUAAUUAACAAAUGGAAAAAUGACAUUUGGUCAAUUUUAAUAAGGUUUAGGAUUGAUAGCAGAUAAAUGUGGUAUAGAAGUUAAUGAUCUCAUAUAAUAAUAUUUAUUGCCAUUAGAGAAAUAAAUUUCAGAUGAGAAUAAAGAAUAAAUAUUAUAAAUAUUGGUUGAACUCUUAUAAGAUGAUCAGAUUGUAUUAUUAUUAAAUUAUUAAAUUAGAUUUAAUUAUAUGAAAUAAUCUAACCUGUAUUUAAUUGGUAUUUUUAAGAAUAUUCAAAAUAAUAAUAAAAUUAAAUCUUAAGUCUCCCAGAAUUUUUAAAAUUUUGUUAAGAUUUUGAACUCUCAAAUAUUUUAAUUUCACAAACUUAAUUAACUUAGGUAUUUUAUUCAGUUGCCUCACUUAAUUAAGAAGGAUAGGAAUAUUCUGAUUUAGUAUAUCUAGAUAAGUCUUAAUUUGUGGAAACUAUAAGCAUCAUUGCAAUAAUAAUAUAUUAGACAAUACCAAACUAUAUUUAAAGAGUAUAUAAAUAAAUUUAAAUUUAGAUCGUUUAUAUUUUAGAAAGAAUAUUUUAAUCUCAAAAUGCAUCCAAGAUUUAUAUUAAAUAAAAUAAGUAUCUAUAUAAAUAUAUUAGAUUAUAAGCCAAAUUCUUUAGUAUAAUUGAUGAAAUUAAAUAUAGAUUCUUAUAAAAAGUAGAAAAAUAAAAUGAGAAUGAAAAUUAUAAUUUUGAUGAUCUUGUAAAUGGUACAAUAUAUAAAUUGCAAUGA
Messenger RNA from Paramecium pentaurelia, 2189 nucleotides. NCBI's taxonomy places the organism in Eukaryota, Ciliophora, Oligohymenophorea, Peniculida, Parameciidae. The record is from the annotation of a GenBank genome assembly.